Stegodyphus dumicola is the source of this 973-nucleotide messenger RNA. RefSeq lists its product as uncharacterized. Lineage: Eukaryota; Metazoa; Arthropoda; Arachnida; Araneae; Eresidae. The record is from RefSeq and is a predicted model, not a curated record.
UUGGAGCUCAUUUCAGAUAAAGAUGCUUAUCCCAUCAAAAUAUAAAGGGCAAAGAAAACAAUGCAAUCAAGUUCUUAAAAAUAAAUUCAAUGAAAAUUUUACUCUACAAAAUGCCUACGGGUUAUCUUAGUUUUCUUUUAUAAAGCUUAUUAAGUCUGCCAUUUAGUUUGUUUACACAAUGAUACUAAGAUUCAUUAAAAUAUGACUCAUAUGAAAAAAAUAAUGUAAUUACUGAGAAAGAUAUAGAUUGCUCUAAAUGCUAAUUACUUAUAUUUCAAUAUAUAUCAUUCCAGCUAAUUAAUGACUGCGAAAUCUCAUGGAGACUACCUCUUGUAGGCGACCAUUCCUCUCUGAAAAUGAUCAUAAACACUGUACUAAAUAUCUCCCCCUAAAGGCAACUAUCGCUUCAGAAGAGGAAAAAGGUCAGGAAACGGAGUCCUGUAGAGAAGUCAGGGUGGCAGUCAGAACAGAUGUGAAGCUAUUAAAGAACAGAGAAGUUCAUAUUCUUGAAGUAGUUCUCCUGUUUUUAGAUGAGUAUACCCUAAUUCCUCAAUUUGAAUAUUAUUUAAGGACCAUAAGGCUCAUCUGGAGAUCCAUUCCCGAUGCUUAUCUUUCAUACGAAGAGAUGAGACAUGUACCUCUCGUAUUUCAAGGCACGUGUGACAAAUGUGUGGAAGACAUAAUCGUGGAGUUUCAGAAACAGGAUUUUGAAGGCUUUGCUUCCGUCCCACAACCCAGGAGUCUGAUGCAUUAUUCCCGAUGAACUAUCAGACGCUCACUGAAUGAAAAUUUACAACUGCCACAAGGGAUUGAACAUUUAGGUCUGCCUGGACGAAUGCAGUCCUACCUGAAACUCGAAUUUUAGUUUUCAUAUUAAUGUGUAUGUCUUUUUUGAGAUCAUAUAAACUGUCUUACAAUAAUUACUAUGUUUCUGUACAUUUAAAAACAUUUUAAUUCAAGAAAUAAAACUUUC